GGAUGCGGACGCGUUGGCGUGAGCUCGAAGACCGGGGCCGUCCUUUAUUAUCCAGCUUCGAAGACGGGAUUGCCUGCUCUUUCGGCUGUGGAAAAUUGAUUCCACGUGUUGAUUCUUUUCAGCUCGUAGCAGCUGCGAGCGAUCCUUCUUCUUCCUCUCCUCCUGUUUAUCGAGGUAGGUCGGGUUUGUGGUCGUUGUACCUCUUCCUCCAUAUCAUGGUCAAGUCUGAAGACCGUGAAAUGUCGGCAAUGGCUGUCGACUUUCUCGUAAGUAAGAUAUGCCUGCAUCGGUUUGGGGAAGGUUUGGGGAGGUGUCCCGUUGGUUGUGACGUGAGUGAGUAACCUGAAGGGCUGCUCUAUCGCAUUGCUUUACAGGCUUCCGUUUUUCUCUGGUGUAUUUAUUCGAUGGCAGAUCCUAAGGUGGCUCACGCUGAUGAUAUCGAUGACUGUUCACUGUAUGGUUCCUGGAUUUGGUCUGUUGCUGGGGCUCUAGUGGCCAUACCGGUCGGGAUAAAGAAGAAAAGUUUGGCUCCUUUAGUCUUUUAUGGCUCAACUGGUGCCAUGAUUGACAUCUGGGUUGGCUUAUCCAAUUGCGAGAGAGCAAAGCAAGAACAAAUUCAAGCUCGGGCUGCUGCCGAUGAGACUAUUCUGAAGGAUGUGUACGAAGAUUAGAUGGAGUAAAGGAGUUAUCUUCAACCCUGUUAUACAUUUUUCCGUUAGCACUCGAGACGUCGAAAGCUAUGACGUUGCUGUACAAAGUAGCGACGAAAAUUACCUACAAUUGUUCCUAAAUGCUUUGUCAUACGCCACUGAUCAGGACUGAGCAUGGUUAUUGAAUCCCCGCUCGCGUGGUAGUUAUACUGACAAAUUGAUCCGAAAUUUGGAUUUGUCAUUUCAGUUACACGUUCCAUUCAGAGCCGUGGAACUCCACCGGACAGCAUCUGCACGAAAGCAGUCCUUGCGGGCUUAGUGACUUUUUGCCCCACUUAUUUUUUCGUGCCAAACAUCUAGCCGAGGCAAGAAUGUGCUGUGAAAUUCAAGUCUGACCUGGUUAGUAUCGAUGCCGUUUUACAAGCGCCGGUCAGUAGAAGGUACGCAUUCGCUGAGCAAUAGGUAAAUAUUGAUAAGUCGAAAUAAGAAAACCUUCACCAAGUAUUUGGAAAGGAGUAUGUACAGACAAUGCAAAUUUGCAGAGACGUCAGAUGGAUUAGCAAGAGAAAUACUCUUGUACAAGAUGAUGACUCGUCAUGUGGAAGUGAAAUAGGCGAAGUUAAUUUGUGGUGUGUGAAAUAGUGCGAGGAAAAAAAGACUGUCAACUAGAAUGUGAAAAUUAAAUGUAGAAAUGAGCGGUGGAAAGUAGCACAAUGGUGUACGUGACCAUCGCUACUUCUCACUCGGCCAUGUAUUGGGGACCUUGAGUUGAUAUCUACUCCACCCUCCAGCACUUUCUCCAAGCUUCUCAUCAGUCGCCCGUCCUUCUCGCCAAGCCCAGUACCGGCUGCCACCAUUCAUCUGCAAUGGGUCGAUGAUUUUUGACUUUUGAUGCCACCACCGUGCCAUCAUAGUCGAAAAUCAUCGACAGAUUGUCGAUGUCGUACUCUGAUUUCAGCUGCUCGUCCUUGCCAAGCCAAGUACAGGCUGCCACCAUCGCGAAUCUGCAACCAACGUGCAUCUGCAAUGCGUCGAUGAUUUUUUACUUUUGAUGCCACCACCGUGCCAUCAAAAUCGAAAAUCAUAGACAGAUUGUCGAUGUUCUACUCAGGCUUUAGCUGGGAUACGUCAUUGGCGGCUGAGACUUGGCGCGAAGAUCCGAUGAGGCGUACGAGUAGCCUACGAGAGGAUGAGG
Messenger RNA from Marchantia polymorpha subsp. ruderalis, 1845 nucleotides. The record is from the annotation of a GenBank genome assembly. NCBI's taxonomy places the organism in Eukaryota, Viridiplantae, Streptophyta, Marchantiopsida, Marchantiales, Marchantiaceae.